UCGCUUCUGUACCGUAGAGCUUGCGCAUAGCUCGUUCAACACCUUAUCGAUACAUCUUCCGCGUCUACUGUUUAUCACACCAUAUAGAGAUGACAUUCUGCAACGGGAUUCUACUUUUAUGUUAUUUAAAAGUGUGCACUAAUUAAUAGAAUGCGUGAAUAGCGCAAUCGGCGACGACAGUCGCACUGAUAGACAGAUCGGCACCGUCCAAUAGACCCGACCCAUGUCCCUCAGUCCGGUAUUGGUGUCCAAGGAGAUAACGUGAUGUGACAAAGAUACGUAUUAAAGUGGCAGUGGAAUAGUUUUGUGAAAGUGUGCAGCGAGCGUGAGUGAGCAGACGGUUGCCGGCGCGGCUGCCGCGGGCGCCCCGUCACAAUGUUGAAUUGCACAGAUCUUGAAUGCAUUCUGCAUCACCAUCAUUACUAUGCACAUCUACACCACAUCCAUCACCUGCAAAAUGCGCAGGACUCAGCCAUGUCGGCCGAUGGGUCGACGACAGAUAUUCAUGGCCUACUCAACGAUACUGAAUCGGAUCUCACCGGCCUUUCGCAUGUUGAUGCCCCGAAUGAUGCGAAUUACAUGAUCGGUGGUGUGGUUAUAGCCAUGGCCCUCGUUGGCCUUAUCAUAGUGCUGCUGGCUUUAACUAUCAACAAGCUGCGCAAGCGCGAGGAGCACUCGGCUUCGGUACACCCAGCUGAAGCUGUGCUGCAGGCCGCUCCGCAGCCACCAUCCGAGCCUCUUGCCUUCCGUCAGCAGCCACUGUGGCAGUUUCCACCACCGCUGCCUCCGCCUUACGUCUAUCCUCAUGAUCAGGACAACUUAAUGCAGCCAAUUGGUAACGAGCGAGCUAGUUUUCGCAGUUUACGCAAGAAUAUUGGUGGUCGAUGGAAACGACUCGUCAAAAAGAAGCCUGAACAGGAAGUUUACACGAUUCCACCCGAGCUCAAGCCCCAAUUGAAGCAAAUAUACGUGUAUUGAAAAUAUCCUAACAGAGAUCGUAACGGCAUAGAAGCAGGAACCUUCAAUGCGUUAUAUCGGAGUUCUCUCACGAACUCAAUCUACGUAAUUUAUGAAUUCAUAUCGUUGAAACAUAUAAUCAUAUCUGAAAAUAUUAUAUUUAAACAAGGGUUGACAUUUCGGACCCACUUUUAUCUUUGAACAUAUCCUUAACGAUCGCUACUAUUACUUCUAUGACCAAUAUUUAAUUUCUUUCAUUCAAUACUUCAAUGUGAUUUUAUGCCUAGAUGUAUUAAUAAGUAUUAGAGCACUGAAGUUUUGAGUGUUCUUCCGAAAUAUUUGAAUGUUGAAUCAAGUGUGAUAGUCAAAUGAAUUAGUUUAUUUUAAUUUAAAGUUACGAAUGAAAUUAGGAAAAUGCGGUCGCGCAUAAUAGUGACGAAAAUCCAAUAAUAAUGUUAGGGGAAGUUGUUGCCUUGCAUGUAAUUGUAACUAAUUAGGGCAUUUCGUAGUUCAUUAACUUAUUGUAGACGCGAUCGAAUAAGUUGUAUAUCGAUCAAAUAGUAUCACGAAGCUAUACAUACACGUAAGCUAACCUGUGAAUGUGAAUGAGAAUUGAGUGCAGUAUUUUAUAUCAAGCAUUUGUUUGUGAGUGAGACUGAAAUAUUGUUCAAAUUUAUAUGUAACGUAACACAUGUUCAUGUAUCCGAUCAUUUUAAAUUACAUUAUGUUCAUUGAGAAUUAUGAAUGACCUAGUUGUAAUGUUACGUUAUUAGCAUGCUUUGAAUAGUGUAAUUUUUUUUCUGGUUUUCGCCCGGUCUCCUACUGUGAUAUAAAGUAUCGAUGAAUAAAUAAAAAAAAAUGUAUUUUUGAAUGUUGAGUUUUAAAUUCGCCUUGACCUUGUCAAUUAUCAGUAGGACGGGCCGCCGGUCGAGAAUUGUGAUAGCUCAUAUUGAGCCUGAUAUUCUGAUGAAUUAAGUUUGUAGCUAAUAGGUACAACAAACUCAGCCAUAUAUAUUUUUUCGUUAAAUUCUAUCUGUUGCAAAGGAUACAAUGUUAUAAUUAUAAAGACGUAUCUUAACUGUGUGCGGUUACUUUUGUCUAGAAACUGUAAUGUAUCAUUGACAUAGUGAAAAAUAAAUUCCAUCGUGAUAAUGGUUAUGAAAA
Molecule: messenger RNA, 2121 nt
Organism: Danaus plexippus (monarch butterfly)
Lineage: Eukaryota; Metazoa; Arthropoda; Insecta; Lepidoptera; Nymphalidae
Exons: 6
Coding region: 376-978 (200 amino acids)
Source: RefSeq, a predicted model, not a curated record